UAAUUAACGCCAUUUUGAACAGUUUCUCAGAGAGAGAAGAACUAGGUCGAAGAGAAAUCCGCUGUCAUCCUGCCUUACGUAGUAAGAAGGGUGUAUGUAAGCCAUGAGUGGGGGAAUCCCAUAUCUCGGCAGUAAAAUAAGCCUAAUAUCGAAGGCUGGAAUACGUUAUGAAGGCAUUUUAUACACCAUUGAUCCGAAUGAGUCGACUGUAGCUCUUGCUAAAGUUAGAUCAUUUGGCACAGAAGACCGUCCAACAGAUCGGCCAGUAGCUCCAAGAGAUGAAAUAUUUGAGUAUAUAAUAUUCCGUGGUAGUGAUAUCAAAGAUCUGCAUGUGUGUGAGCCUCCUAAACCUCAGCCACUGCAACCACUGCCUCAGGACCCAGCUAUUGUUAAGUCAUCUCAGCCCACCCCCGGUGGCUCUUUCCAGCAGCAAAGUUCAGGAUUUGGUGGUAACACGUCCAGUUCAUACCAGCCUUUUGGUGGUCCAUCAUUGUAUGGUGGUCAGUAUGGAGGAGCGCCUGGAAACCAGCCACAACAAGGUUACGGAGGUUCUAUGCCCUCUGGUGGGCAACCAGGUGGGUCCCGUGGGCCAUCCCCUUCUCAUAACCGUGUUUCCCCUACCAUGGAUCAGGGCAUACAAGUGGGCCCAGUCCCGGCACAGCAGAAACGUACUGGUUCGCGAGGUUCAACACCGCCACCAAACAGAAAGUCACCUACUUCAGAUCAGGGAACCCAGGCAGAGCCCCCUAGUGUACCUGAUACGAGUAAACCGCCUCCGAAUCAUCAUCCGCCCAUGCAGCAGCAACAACACCCGCAGCAGAAUGACAACAGAAGACGUCCUCCACAACAUCGAGACAGAGGCUGGGAGAGAAAGGAGGUGCAGGACAGGGGUUAUGAGAGAAGAGAACAGUAUGACAGAAGAGAUCAAUAUGAAAGAAGAGAUCAAUAUGAAAGAAGAGAUCAGUAUGAAAGACGUGAUCAUCAGGAUCACAGACCUGUAUCUGCCAGCUAUGCAAGGGGAAGAGGCAAUAACAGAGGAGGUUCAGGUUUUCGAGGUGGUUCAGCGAGAGGAGGUGGAAGAGGUGCACCUCGUGGUCAAUCAGCAAGAGGUCGAGGGUCAGGGCGACCUCAUGAGCCGAUUAAGUUUGAAGGAGAAUUUGAUUUCGAAAGCUCCAAUGCUCAGUUUGAUAAGGAGGAAAUAGAACGAGAGCUAAAGCAAAAAUUAACAUUAGAUGAUACGAGCAAGGUUAAUGGUGAGAAGACUGUGGAGAAUGGAGAGGGGGGAGAGGAAGAUGAUGAGUGCUUCUAUGACAAAUCCAAAUCUUUCUUUGACAAUAUUAGUUGUGAGGCAACUGACAGAGCCAAAGGAAAACAAUCUCGGCCAAGUUGGAAGGAGGAAAGAAAAUUGAAUGUUGAAACAUUUGGUACGAGUGACCCACGACGGGGCUUUCGUGGAAGAGGUGGUUUCCGUGGCAAUAGAGGGUAUAAUAAUUACAAUGGUUACAGAGGACGUGGUCGGGGAGGUGGUGGUGGAUUCAGAGGUCGCGGAGGAUACGGUGGUGGUCGAGGUGGAGGUCCCAGGAGAAGCCAGGGCUGGGUAGACUACGAAUACCAUUAUGAUGAUAACAGAAGACCCCAAAGUGGGGACAAGUCAAUGAACAAACAACAGCAGCCAAACAGACCGACAGAGAAGGCAGAGUCAUAGUGACUGGAAUACACUAUCGGAGAUGGUGCUUGAGACAAAAAUCUGGUCGACAUAGAGUAUAUAUGCUGAUCUCUUUAUACACACAUUGUUCCUUGAUCACUAUAGAACAGCUAAGAACACUUGGUCAGAAGUGAUGACACCGCCAUUACCAUUGUGUAAUUAUAUAUAAAGAAAAACUUAGUGCUGGAUUUUGGGGUCAAAAUGAACCUACUGACUGGAAAUUUUGUACAUUGUCGAUGACCUAGAAGAAAUAUUGUGGUUGGAAAAAUUUUGUAUAAGUUUUUGUCUGUUGUGUUACCUGAAUCAGUAUUUUAGUAAGUGUGACACAACAGACUCUUUAUUUAUUUAUGUUUUGUGAUUUAUAUAAUGUGUCAGACACACAGUUGUGUUCAAGCUCAGAAAUUAAUGUAAGAAUAAUUGACUCAGUGUAACAAUAGUUAAGAGAAUUUAGAAUUAUGCUACUUGAUAGAGAUUUAUUCAGCAUUGUUUGAAAUAAGAAAAACAUCCAAAAUGCGCAUUUAUUAUUUUGAUUAAGAAAGGAGUUGCUUGCAAUAGUUAUCAAAUGGGGUAUGAUGUGAUGUAAUCUUUCAAAGCAAGUAUUAACAAAUGCUUCUGAUUAUUUACAAAAUUUCUUACAUUGUCGAAACUUAACUCUUAGGCAUUUAUUAUUUUUUGGGCAUUUUUGGAUAAUGAGUAGGUGUAGUAAUGCUUGGAAUUAACUUAGAAGUUCUUGUACAAGAUAAGCAAUAUGAAUUAUUAAAUUAAAACGAAAGGACAUGCAGUAUGUCAUCACUGGUACAGACUCUAGAAGCUUCUCUUUUUCUGUUUGCUGUACUGGUACUGAUGAUAAACCCGAACAGAAAAUGAAGUUUUUUACCUGUAACUUUUUUAUUUCUAAAAAUUGCAAUCAAUGGUCGGUAUCAAAAUAAAGCUUAACCUUUGCUGAAAUUUUUACAUAAUUAAAAUUUAUAUUUAGUAAGCAAACUCGCACGAAGUGAGGCCCUGAAAGGGGUAUGUGAAAAGGGGACUGUAUGAACGUUGACUGAUGAUAAAUUCGAACACUUUGUCAUUUACAAAAUUUUCUUGGUAUUAUUAUAUUGAAACUUUCCCCAAAAAGCUGCAACAGUCAAUCCUGAUCAAGUAAUGAAAAGUUACCAAAUGUCAGGCUUCAUGUUUCCACAGUGAGCAUGCGCUAAAAAACACCCUCUUCCCCAGUAAUUUUGGACAAAUAUUUUUUAUACAAAUUUAUGUAAGUCAUUUAUUCAUACAGAAUAUUUACCAAUUUUGUUUUUGUUUACACCAGUUGGUGUUGUAAGUGGAAACUAUUAGAUGGUGUGUUCAAUUUUAUAAAUAACCGAUUGCAUUCGAGUAUUUCCAAGGUGGUCGACUUUAUCAUCUGUCUGGGUUUAUCAUCAGUACCAGUAAGUUUACUGCAGUAUUGAUGAGGCAAUUUUUAAACUUUCUGAGAAGAAGAUUUUACAAUGACGUUAAUUUUUGAAAAUUUUCAACUGCUCUGUACAGUUAAAACAAAAUGACAUAGAAUAGAUAAUUUUGUUGCCGGAGACAAACUUUUUGUUACACACAACAAUAUCUGAUCUGUUAAAUGAAGAGAAAAAAAUCAGCUUUGUGAAGUGUGUAUGUUAUCAAACCUUGGUACACUUCAGCUACUCAAGUCAGUGAUGUGUUAAAUACAAAUUUGUUAAGUCCAACUUACUGAGUUUUGUUACCCAUUGCUUGAUGUUCUAAAUUGGUAAUAUUUUUUGUACCUUCGCUGCAGAGUUUCAAAAAUGAAAAUUUGUGAAAAUGUCUUUAGCGUCUUUUUGCAGUUCAUCUUCUUGAUUUUAGAACAAUCUUUAUACUUCUUUACACAUGAAACAAUUGACAUGAGACAUGCUUAUACUCAAAUUUAUGUGCUACCUUCAAUAUUAAAUAUGUAUUUUUGACAGACAGACAUGUUUGAUGAGUGUUUACCAGUUGGAUCUUACUUUUAUAUUUAAACAUGAGGAAGAGGUUAUUUAUUUGCAGAGUAAUUUCACUAGUGUGUAGCCCUAGUGAAUUACUCUAAGCAGCAUAUAACCGAUAUUGUUCUUUUUAAAUAGAUGUGAUUCUAAUAUAUCAUUUAUUAAAAAAGAAAGUUGAUGAGAUAGCGCUAUAUCUUUGAGCAUGUAUGACAUAAAGUAGCAAGUCAAGUGACCUAAAUGUGAUCAUGUUAUACUAAUGUUAAAACAUGGUGGUGAGAUUACACAUCCUGUGGAAUAAUUUACAAGUGCAAAGAUAUCUAGUGAAUUCUUCUGCACAGCAUACAAUUGACAAGAGUGUGUAUUGCAACACCAUUCUGUUUUACGUUUGAUUAAUGUCUUUUAUGUAAAAUAUAUGUAGAAGGUCUAAUCUGGUAGCACAUAGAUCUAUCUUGAGCAUUUUUACAUUAGCAGAACUGAUAACUAUCCCACUUUGUGUGAAGAAAGAAAAUAGAAUUUAUGAUUAUUAGGAGUUAGCUGUUCGAAUACUUAACAUUUUGUUUUGGGACUAGAAAAUUAACUUGUUCAUGUAAGAUACUUGCCUUAUUAUAAUGGGAAGAUAAUCUGUGAUAGAUAAUAAUUUGAGAAUUGUAUUGCUUCUCUCCCUUAUUUUGAUUAAAUUGCUGAGCACUGGUA
Mercenaria mercenaria is the source of this 4359-nucleotide messenger RNA. RefSeq names its product protein LSM14 homolog B-like. The record is from RefSeq and is a predicted model, not a curated record. Lineage: Eukaryota; Metazoa; Mollusca; Bivalvia; Venerida; Veneridae. Bases 104 to 1705 code for a protein of 533 amino acids. The transcript has 10 exons. Gene Ontology annotation, biological process: cytoplasmic stress granule assembly; P-body assembly. Gene Ontology annotation, cellular component: P-body. Gene Ontology annotation, molecular function: mRNA binding.